Messenger RNA from Fusarium odoratissimum NRRL 54006, 4347 nucleotides. RefSeq lists its product as uncharacterized. The record is from RefSeq and is a predicted model, not a curated record. NCBI's taxonomy places the organism in Eukaryota, Fungi, Ascomycota, Sordariomycetes, Hypocreales, Nectriaceae. Gene Ontology annotation, cellular component: cytoplasm. The transcript is spliced from 2 exons. Bases 2355 to 3635 code for a protein of 426 amino acids.
UUCCCUGUCUGACCACAUUCACCGACUGGCUUCAGCAGCCCAGACGUAUAUCCUGUAGAGCUACCUUAUACCCUAGGCCUGGCAUUUCCCCAUUCGUUCUGGUCCGUACUUGCCCGGCCAAGCUUCUCAGAAGGCUCCUCAUGCCUCCACCUUUCUCCCUCUCCAUUGAACGUUUUGAUCUUCUUUCACCCUCAAUUCCACACAACGUUCACUUCUCUGGCUUGCGGCUCAAGUUGCCUCGAGCGCUCCUUUCUUCUUCCUUUCCUCCUUCUCCUCUGUCACCCCAUUCACUGACACGGCCAACACAACUAAGGUAGAGAUUGGCAAUCCAUUCCUUUCAUCAUAGCACCGCCGUUAUACAGUACCGAGAACCUCACGAACCCUGGCAACGCAACCAACUCUUGAACAAAACCGAAUUAAGGCAGCAUAUCGCUCACGCAGUAUCCAUCGUCCACCUUCUAUCCUUCACACACCUCUGUUCGCUGUCGAGCCUUUUUGAAGCUUGACCCCGGAACCACUGAUCUCAAUCUCAAGGCCAAUUCUCAUUUGGAUUCCACCAACCGACGGAGCGACCUUUUCAUCAACAAUAGCCCCUCUUGGCUCCGCUGUCACCAUCGAUCACAGCUCAACAAAUACAGCUACUUUGUCUCUCCAAUUGCAGGCACCGGAGUAUCCUGUUUACAGGACUAAAAGUCAACGACACUGCUCGAAAAUCCAUCCUUUCUGGACCCUGAUUUUAUCUUCUGCUUGUUGCCCUCCACCCCUGUCUGGCAACAUCGUGUAUGACCCAGUGGUCAACCCCUGCCAGUCCCGCCUUUGAAUAGGCCCCUGCCCAAGUUCGACAGCCGUGAGCAUUGACCUGCCCCGCUAACAGGCCUAUCGACGAGUCACCAAACUCGACCCCGAGUGGUUCAGCCAAGCACCUGCAAAUUGAACAUCCUUCAUCAGCAUUUUGUUGAUUUCAGGCACUUGGCUUUGCAAAAUACGUUCAGCAAGGACCCAUUCCAUCUUUUGCAUUGGGGACUACCAUAUCAAUUAGUCUCCCCGCCUCAGACAAUCGAUCCCUCUUGAACCUACCAAUUCACCAAGAGCUUCAACCCAGGGGCAUCUGCCGCUAAGACGAUCGCACUACUUUCUCAGGCCAACCAGCCCCUUUCCGAGCCCUUGGCCCUUGGGCACCACGAAGGCCACUUCACCCCAGAGCUAUUGACCCACCAGGUGCCUGAACAAAGUUGAAAGUUGAACGGCAGAACGGGGAUUCGAAUCGCGUUUGAGUGGCGUACCGUACUCUUAUUGACUUGGUAUGACGCUGGGUCUGAGCUUCCAGGACAGAGGAAUUUAAUCCAUCCCGACCUACGUAUUUUACCACGACCAGCUCUUUGACUUUCAACUCUUGGCGAAGUUGCUUUCGUCCUUGUUUGCGCAAGCCCAGGCUUUAUUCCUAUCUUUUAUACGACACACGUAACGCAUUGUUUUACCUGGCGUUGCAACGGCUGCCGUUUCCUCUGUUACUCUACAUCGAUUGGCUCCGCAUUCUCUCCUGGAUCUUCAAAUCAGAAACACAAGCCCAAGCUUGACCCCUUUGCAAUCAUGUCUACUGCUCAGUCUUUUCAGUCCGGUAAGCGCCCGCCCCUUGAUUUCGCUUUGAUGUGAUCUGCGACAACCACCCCAUUCCCAAAGUUUCCCCUUCUGUUUUCACCGGGAUUCGCGUCCGAUAGCUGCCAAAGCUCGGCGCUUGGAAUCUUGUAAACAAAGGAGACUGGAUCAACGGUAAUGUUGAAUGGAUCGCAAGUCAACUUGGCGGAACAAUUCAUCAGAAGCUAGCUGGUCGGUCCACUUGGCUGGCAUCCAUCUUGUGUCAUGCUGAGGAGAUUGUCUGUUUCAUCUUGGCCCAUCUGUCGUCGUCAUUGCAUGCAUGCGCCCGUUUAUCUGGCACCCAGCUGAUAGGUUUUCUUGGAAACAGGCCACACCAGUUCUGGUCAAUCUCCUGGCCUCACACUCAACUUAUCUUCUAAUAACCCCUUCCGCAACCGCGCACCAUCUCCAGCCAGUGCCGACCUUCUUUUCCCCAGCAAACCCGCCUCUCCCUUUGAUGACCCCCCAGCACGACCUUUAUCGCGAAAUCCAUUUCUCGAUCAGCCACCGGUUGAUUUAUUGUCACAGCCUCUUAGGUCACCUGGAGCGAUGUCAUCUCACUCAGACUCUAAGUCUCUUUCAGCCGAGGAAAUUUUUGUAUGUACUUAAGUCAAUAUCUUUCUCCCACUGCCUCUCAAACAUGCAGGGAAUGGUUUAUUCUCGAUGGCGUCGCCGACGAUUUUUUGCACUGAUAUUAACUUGCCAUUAAACAGAACUCCAUGACUCUCGAUGAUGCUUCCAACGACCGAGCAAGACAGCAGGCCACUCGCCGACCGAUGAACGGACCGCCUCCAAGACGCGGCGGCGAAAACCCGCCGCCUGAGAAUGGCAGCCACCGCCCUUCGCGUUCCCAGGAAGAAGCUCUUCGUGCUCGAAGGAUGCAAGGUUCUGGACCCCGACCGCAACAGAGCUCACCGCAACGACGUGCCCCACCACGACGUCCUCGACGGAAUUCUGAGUCCUCUUUGGUCGAUUUUGAUGCGCGUCCAAUCACAGAGGAGGAGAAAAGAAUGAUCGAGGCGGCCCGACGACGUGAAUACGAACGACAGCGUCGCGGAGAGGGCAAGGAGCGCGGUGAUAGAAGCGACCGUGACCGUGACCGCGAUCGUCGGGAGCGGGGAGAUAGGGAGAAGACUAGUCGCCCCAGCAGAAAGAUGGACAUUAUUGAUCAACUUGAUGCCACAAGCAUUUACGGGACUGGACUGUUCCAUCAUGAUGGACCCUUUGACGCCCUGAACCCCCACCGAAAUCGCCAAAACGCGAGACGUGCGCCAAUGCAAGCCUUCCCCAAAGAUUCACUAAACAAUUCUCUUGGAGGCGCUGGACCGCUUAAUGCUCGAGCUGACCAUUCAGUUCUCAUGGGAAAUGCCACGGAUGAGGCUUUCAGAGAUUUUUCUGCACCUUCAAAAGCCCGUAGCAAGGAGCCUGCCAUUUUUGAUGCCUCGGGCCGAGACCAGAUUGUUCAUGGAGAUGAGUCUGUUGGCCUAGGCACCUCAACUUUCUUGGAAGGGACCCCCGCUGCGCGAAGUGCCAUUCAGCGCCACCAGGCUGAACAGGCUCAGGAAAACAUGGAGAGUGGUCUACAGCGCAAGAAGUCGCUUGCACAGCGCAUUCGCCACAUUAAUAAGGGUCCUCGCGAUUAUAGUCAGUCAGGGCGCGCCAAUGGCGAAUAUUCCAGAAUCACCCCAGAUGCCUAUCCGACAGCAGCCAGCACCAGUUCAGACAACAAUCCCUUCUUUGCCGAAUUCGGUAAGGGCGAGGAGGGUUUCAGUGUAAGGCCACGAGAUGGCUCAAUGACAUCCAACAGCCCUCCUGGAGCGAGACGCCCUUCUGCCGGAGCUGUCCUUGAGCGACGGGCGACAACUGAUGCUUCUACAACUUUGGACGAUGCCCCAGCAAAGCCUACCGGGCUUAUGGGACGAAUGAAGAGCUUAAAGGGACGGAAGCCUCGGCCAGAGAUACCUAGCAACGGGCCCGGUGUGCCCGGAACGGCCGUUUAGUGGAGGACAGGUGCCGGGCGACUCCUUGACUCAAGUCGAAGUCCGAAGCGAUGGCAGUCAAGGCAGGACAGCCUUGUGGAGAAUAUGAAUGAGCACGCGAAUGAAAGUUCGUGGGCUAAUAGUCUGCCAACACGAGAUCAGGAAAAUGCGGCGCCAAGAGAGGCAGAGAGGUGUGCCGCGUACGCCUCAAGCACGGUACAAGAAUCUGAACCAUUGCUUUACGAUGCUGCAGAGGUCGAAGCAAAGAGACUUGGCCAGGCACACAAUUAUUCAAGAAAGCGGUAUGCAAAUGCGACGAGAUAAGGUCUAUUUGGUCUCUCCAGAUACCGAUGAAGUUUCUAUUUAUUAUCUUCUUUUUGUUGAGUUUGGGAUGGGGCGGGUAGCAUGGGUUAUAGGAAAUUAAGCCCACAGGUCGGGUCAUUUGCUCUGUUUUGGAGAUUUACAUCAAGCAGGUCUGACUUGGCAGGAACCUCAUGAGCUUGAGUCGUCUCCAGGUCGUCACGAUGCCAGAAAGGAAGUGGGACUACCGACCGAGACCUUGGAGGUUAUUAUGAAGCCUUUUUUGUAUGUUUUAUAUCAGGACUUGAUGUCUGAUCAUGGCAUCAAUAAAUUCAAAUGCGAUGUUAUCGUGUGUAAACAAUAACCUUGGCUCUGCCUUGAUUUGCUUUAGAGGUUGUUAACCAUUUCAAGAGACAAUAUCAUUCUCAACUUU